UCUUAUCACGUACUAUAUUUAUAUCUAGUUGAGUGAGAAAGUGAAUUAUAUUUGCACGGCUGACAACCGGUCAAUACUCGAGUGAUACGAGUAGAUGAGAGGCCCAUGAUAGAGGAGAAAGAUACAGCUCUCGAAUACUUGAGAAGACGAGUCGAAUACUUGAUAACCCGGGAAAAGCUGGAAAUCAGGGAAGUGAAAAAUGUAAAGGCCAAUGAAAAGCUAAUUGAUGAAUUGAACAGUCUCGAAGAUGUAGAAGCUGGUGCAAAGUUUGGGGAGCAUGAUGAGGAUGAUUCUGAGGAGGGGGAGGAGGAGGUUGAUCCAAAGAAGAAGAGAAAGAGAGCCCCUUCCAAAAAGAUGUCUGAAGGUGCAUCGAGCAGCGCCCAACCUACUAAACGAGCACGCGGUGGACGUGGUCGUGGCGGUGGACGUGGUCGUGGUGGGGAUGUUCAUGAAUGAAUGGUUG
Molecule: messenger RNA, 463 nt
Organism: Papaver somniferum (opium poppy)
Lineage: Eukaryota; Viridiplantae; Streptophyta; Magnoliopsida; Ranunculales; Papaveraceae
Product: acidic leucine-rich nuclear phosphoprotein 32-related protein 2-like
Exons: 2
Coding region: 106-456 (116 amino acids)
Source: RefSeq, a predicted model, not a curated record